ACAGAACAAUGGACUGGGACGUUGUCAGGGACUUUCCUUUGAGUCAGUUUGACCUAAGCUUACCCCAUUGCUACUGCACAAGAACAGCAGUUACGCAAGUAUUCAAGCCGAGACCAAGGAGUAAAAUAGGCCGUGAGUCAGUGGUCAGCUAUGGCUAUCAACCUAAAUAUCUUGCUGUGUGUCAUGCUGCUCAUGCCUCACUGUCUGGAUGUCUUAGGAAGAUCUGUUCCCAGUUGUGAAGGAGGGAAAGUCUGGAAUGUCCAGGUGCGCACAUGUGAGUGCCCACUGUGGACCUACUGGUACCAGCCCACCCAUGGAUGCGAGCCCUGCAGUCAGCUGUGCAGGGGCGAGGUAUCACAUUGUGAAGAUCAGAGCGAAUGCCAAGGGUACUUGCAGUCCCUGACAUCAACACUGAAGCCAGUCUCUACAGAAUCCUCAUGGACUGUCUCCCCUGCUGGGCAAAACAGUGCCUCUUUAACAGAGUUGACAACAGUGGAGCUGGCUGUCAUUUUUAUUGGACUGGUUGUGUUCAUACUUGUGCUGAGAAUGAUCUUCAUGGAGUGGACUCUGUGUAAGUUGAAGAAGCAGGUCUCCAAGAUUGCUGGAAUUAAUGCCCAGCCUUUUGAGAGGCAAAGUCUUAUGGACCACACCUGGGAGAAGCAGCGUUACGAGCCUGACGGUGCUUUAACUGAGCAGGACAGAGGACGCACAGGUCUUCAGCCUGACACACAAGAGACUGAGGAGUCGCUACCUCCAGGAGGUGCCCAAUGUGCACGUGUGGUGACAUCUUCCUCUCCUUCUGAUGAUGAUGUCCAACACAGCCCGACCAGCGAUACAAAGCUGCACAAGCCAUCUGUGAAUGGAGACAUGCUGCAGGAGCACCAUGAUGCUGUUAACGCUGAUCAGUGAAUGUUUCUUCUGAAAAACGAAAAUGAAAUCAUAAAUAUAAACUGACUUGUCAGAACAAAAUGUAGCAAACAAAACUAACUUUUUGUUUGUAUGCUUUCCUUCCUUUGUGGUUAUUAGGAUAGUUUGAUUUGUAAUAAUGACACCAACAGAUGUUGCAUAGAUGGGAAAACUCUUUUGUAUCAACAGAGUCUUACAGAUUGAGAUUAUUGAGAGGCCAACAGUGCUGCCCAAAAAUCGGUCCAGUGAUGGUGUGACAAGACAUGAUGAUUUCUUUAUAUUUCAAAAGUAUACAAAAAAUAAUGUUGAACUUAAGUCACCUUCAAACAUAACAUUCACAAACAAAUAUAGAAAGUUUACUUUCACAUGAUCUAGCUUAACAGACUACUUUUCUGUGUAUUCCUAUGCAAAGAAGUUCAUGUGACAUAUAUAUAUAUAUAUAUAUAUAUAUAGAUAUACAUGUAUAUGG
Branchiostoma floridae (Florida lancelet) is the source of this 1375-nucleotide messenger RNA. RefSeq lists its product as uncharacterized. The transcript is spliced from 6 exons. Lineage: Eukaryota; Metazoa; Chordata; Leptocardii; Amphioxiformes; Branchiostomatidae. The record is from RefSeq and is a predicted model, not a curated record. The coding region runs from base 151 to 909 and encodes 252 amino acids.